Durio zibethinus is the source of this 2370-nucleotide messenger RNA. Lineage: Eukaryota; Viridiplantae; Streptophyta; Magnoliopsida; Malvales; Malvaceae. The record is from RefSeq and is a predicted model, not a curated record.
UUUUUAAAAGUGUUCGUAUGCAUCCAUUAACUUGUUCAUGAUCGUAAGUACUUGCUGCUCUUCCUUUCUAUUUUUUUUUUUUUUUGAAGGGUGAUGCUCUUCCUUUCUCAAUACUAAAAAUGCCGUAUUCUUUCUUUAAUAUACUCAAAAUGUUUUCGAUUCACUGCCCUUUUGUUAUUCUACCAAAAUUAAUUAAUGGCAAUUGACAAAGAGGGUGUCUGGCGAAGAAAUCCACGUUAACUCCACGUUUCCUUUUGUUUUCGAAAGUUGAAAUUUUUUUGCGCGAUCCUAACUUGAGUUUCUCCUCUGAAUUCUGAUCAUCUAAAAUUCAAUCCACUUUUGGUUUCGUUUUAAAGAUAUUUUAUCCCAACCGGCUUUGAUAUCUCUUUCUUUCUCUCUCCAAUCCCGGAAAGUGAAUUAUGUUGACGUCUGAGGCUGAAAGGGAGAUAUCCGGAAGUGCAAGUGUUGGUGAUGGUUAUGAUGAUGACUACGAUAAUCCAGAAUCUGGCAGUGUUGUGUCCCACACUCGCAUAAGUGAUUUUGAUGGACGUGCGUGUAAAAGGGAUUUCGUGAUGGCAAAGGUAAAGCAGGUGGUCUUGUUUCCAUUUGCAAAGUUUAAUAAGAAGAAGAAGAAAAAAACAAAAACCAGUGCGAAGAUGCCUUCUUUCUCUUCUUCCGGUAAAAGGGUUGGUUCAGGCGGUGGUUUCUGCAGUGGCUUUUGUUGCACGCAGCCCCGUACUUUGGAAUCACCAGCUGAUUCCAAAACUAGCGACCCCAAUGAUCCCACCUUCACAUAUGAGAUGCUUAAAGCUUUGAUUGAGAGCAAUCAUUUCUACUCUGAAGACUGCAAUCCCCAUUCAUGAUGGAGAUGCAUCAGAGGAGGGUGUCAAUUUGGUCGCCAGCUGAAAAAAUUGGAAAAACUCAUGAAUGGGGAUAUUCAGUAUUUAAGAAGCAGGCAUGUCAACUUUCAUCAUAACCGUUGAACUUGCUACAGCCAAUAGGUUUGUUCUCCCAAGUCUGCCAUAGAGGUAUUUCAAUAAGAUUUUUUGAACUAAUUAUUGACUGUCUAGAAGUUGUUCACUUAUUUAUAGCUAGGGCUUCAAUGUGCGGUGACUGUUAGGCUCAGAUUACAUAUUGAGAGCCCUGAACUGAAGUAGUACAUGGAAAUUGUAACAUGUAAUUGUUUCAGUGAUCUGAUAAUAAGUAAAGUAUUGAGAAGAGAACCAUCGGAGAUGAGGAGCAUGGGGGAUUGUAAUUCUGUUUUAAUUAUUUGAAAAUAGUUUAUUUUUCUGGGCAAGCUUGUAGAUCAAUACAGAAACUAUUUAUGAAUUGAUGAUGUUUUCCAGAUGGAUUUCUCAUUUAUCAAGCAGUUAAAAACAAAAAAACAUAAAAUCCAAAUGAUACAAUUUGUUUUCACAAAAGAGCAAAAGACCGUAAAUAUGGAUAUUUCUGAUAAGGCAAAAGUAGGUAGCCUGCCUACAGUGGAAGGAGAUCUUCCUGAUGCUGAGAUUGGAAAGGUGCUAUUGAGAUUCGCUCCUGAACAAGCAGUUAUCUUCAUGUAGGGCACUCUAAAGAAUCCCUAUUAAAUGAGUACUUUGCUCAACGGUACCCAGGUGAAGGAAUCUUGCGCUUUGAUGAAACAAAUCUCAUUGAAGAAAGUGAUGAAUUUGUAGAAAAUAUUAAAAAGAUGUUGAGACAUUGGACAUCAAGUAUCAAAAGGUCACUAUACUUCAGAUUUCUUCUCAAAGUUGAUGGAUAUGUCUGAAAAGUUAAUACAAGAAGGUGAAGCCUAUUUGGAAGAUAUGCCAAUUGAGGAAAUGCAAAAAGAAAGGAUGGAUGGCAUUAAAUCAAAAUCUAGGAACAACAGUGUCGAGGAGAAUUUAAUGCUGUGAAAGGAAAUCAAUGCUGGAUUUGAAAGGGGGCUUGUAGUGCUGUCUUCAUGGAAAGUUAGACAUGCAAGACCCAAACAAAUCUCCUAGGAUCCAGUGUAUUACCGCUGCAAUCUAGUUCCCUGCCAUCCAAUUGGAUCUAAGUACCAGUUAUAACCAACUUAUGAUUUUGCUUGUCCUUUUGUUGAUGCUGAAAAGGUAUAAGACAUGCACUCUGAUCUUGUGAGUAUUGCAAGGCUCAAUACCAUAGGAUUCGAGAGGAUAUGGGAAUGCAAAAGACAUAUAUAUUAGUUUAGUUGAUUGAAUAUGGUAUAUAUGCUUCUUGGUAAGCAUAAGCUGCUCUGGUUUGUGCAAAAUGGUAAAGUAGAUGGAUGAGAUGAUCCCUGUUUCCCAACUGUCCAAGCAAUUGAUCACCGAGGUCUGUAACUAGAGGCCUUGAUACAAUUUAUUUUGGAACAUUUAAGUUUGCAUGGCUGUUAAU